CACGGUCAGGCGACCGGAAGUGAACAGUGGAGCGGCUACGAGCAGCUAACUCUGUCUCUCUACUAACAUUAACAAGUUGCCUCUAUCAGAUCGCUCCUACGUUUUGUUCUCCGCGUUGGGUUUGGAGCAAAAGCAACAAUGUCUGAAAGAAAAGUAUUGAAUAAAUACUACCCCCCGGAUUUUGAUCCAGCCAAAAUCCCAAAACUCAAACUCCCUAAAGAUCGCCAAUAUGUAGUCAGAUUGAUGGCGCCGUUCAACAUGAGGUGUAAAACAUGUGGAGAAUACAUCUACAAGGGGAAGAAGUUCAACGCACGCAAAGAGACCGUUAUGAAUGAGCUGUACAUGGGACUUCCCAUCUUCCGUUUCUACAUCAAAUGUACCAGAUGCCUUGCUGAGAUUACAUUUAAGACUGACCCAGAGAACACAGACUAUGCAAUGGAGCACGGUGCAACAAGAAACUUCCAAGCAGAGAAACUGGUUGAGGAGGCGGAGAAGAGAGUCCAACAGGAGAGAGAAGAGGAGGAACUGAACAACCCCAUGAAGGUGUUGGAGAACCGUACAAAGGAUUCAAAGAUGGAGAUGGAGGUGCUGGAAAACCUGCAGGAGUUGAAGGAGUUGAACCAGAGACAGGCUCAGGUGGACUUUGAGGGAAUGAUCGACCGGUACAGGGAUCUGGAGAAAAGAGAAAAGGAGAGGGAGAAAGAAGAGGACGAACGGGAGACAAAAGAGAUGUUGGAUCGUGUCCUUGUGAAAAGACUCAGAGACUCUGACUCUGAUUCAGAGAAAGAAGAGGAGAGCUGCAGCUCGCAGUCAAAGGAACUCGGUACAGACAAACCAACUGAUAUCCUCACCACAGUCAAACCCACAGAGGCACAGGGAACCUCUGCUGGAGGAGUGAAGAAGGCCAAGGUGGAGAGCUGGGAGAGGAGUGUGGGGACGCUGGGCAGUAAAGGGGCACUGGGCUCCCUGGUCGUACGGAAGAAACCCGCAGCGUCUGUCAACAAACCCGUACCCGUGACAGCCGCUGCUGCUCCCACUUCACAAACCGAUUCAAAGGCAUCUACGACUGACUCCAACAACGCCUCCAAGCCUGUUACCACACAAAAUGGGUCAUCUUCUCUCAGCCUGCUGGGGGCGUAUUCAGACAGUGACAGCGAAUGAAUAAAAGAUGCUAUGGGUGUUUUUUUUAUUUGAAUGACGGGACACACAAUUGUAUAAAUGAUGCGUGACGAAAUACAAUGCUAUUGAAUAUUUUGCAAUUUCUGUAUAGAACUCAAUCAUCUGUAAACCAGUUUGUGGGUCUGUCCUAUAAAUAAUAUUUCUCUAAAGAAGUGACUGAUGAAAAGUAAAUGUGUUGCUGGGCACUGAUGUUAGUCUGGAAUUUUAGUCUUGUGUAAGUCAUUUUUGCCCUAUUACAAUUGGGUGUAUGUUAUAAUGUUUAUUAAAAUCAGUUUAACUUCAA
Gasterosteus aculeatus aculeatus (three-spined stickleback) is the source of this 1462-nucleotide messenger RNA. It is a transcript of the gene yju2, whose product is annotated as YJU2 splicing factor homolog. Gene Ontology annotation, biological process: mRNA splicing, via spliceosome. NCBI's taxonomy places the organism in Eukaryota, Metazoa, Chordata, Actinopteri, Perciformes, Gasterosteidae. Gene Ontology annotation, cellular component: U2-type catalytic step 1 spliceosome. The record is from RefSeq and is a predicted model, not a curated record.